This is a messenger RNA of Lingula anatina, 2775 nucleotides long. RefSeq lists its product as uncharacterized. Gene Ontology annotation, molecular function: sterol transfer activity; sterol binding. NCBI's taxonomy places the organism in Eukaryota, Metazoa, Brachiopoda, Lingulata, Lingulida, Lingulidae. The record is from RefSeq and is a predicted model, not a curated record. Gene Ontology annotation, cellular component: endoplasmic reticulum membrane; plasma membrane; endoplasmic reticulum-plasma membrane contact site. Gene Ontology annotation, biological process: intracellular sterol transport.
UAUGUAGGUGGUAGCACUUUUGAUAGCAGUUAUUUAGUAUAUUUCCCAACUUCCUACACAACUGUGAACAGCCAGACUGAAUUGUUUUUCCAAGCUGGGUUCCAUUUUCAAGAUUUAAUGAUGUCCAAAUCAGCUGAGUGCUCUCCAAAGCUUUCACCAAAGCAUAGAAACAAGCACCACAUGCAUCAUAUGGAUGUUAGAGAAAUACGUCACAAGCUACAUAGAUUAUCACCAAACUUUUUAAGAAAAAAAUAUCUCAAAGACAGGAGUGAGGAAAGUGACACUUCUUGCCAUUCUUCACCAACUUUUCAAAAGCGCAACAAAAAAUCUUCAACAACAAUAGAAAGUGAAAGCAAGUCUCAGGUUUUGCCAUUGUUGAUACCUCCUCUCCAUCAUGAUUCCAGCGGUUCAAGUCAAAGCCAUGAGGAUACAGUCACAUCAUUGUCAACAAUCAAGUUAAAAAGGAAAGGAAGCCCAAAAGAUAACAUGUCUGGUGAUGAAACACCCAAUCAAUCUCCAAAAUCACUGAGGAAGUAUGGAAAGAAACAUAAAGAUCAUGAUCAUCACAAACAUUUUAAGCUGCCAUGGAAAAACAGUAAAGACAGCAGAGAAGUUGUCAGUGUUCUGGCCACACAUGCAACUGGGAUUGUGGCAGAAUUGUCACUGGACCCCCCAAUGCUAGCAACUGGUACUUUUGAGAGAUCAGCCAGUGAUGCUUAUCUGGAGGAUAAAGAUGGAUGCAAUGGAAGAGAACCAGUAGUUAUAUUGAACAAAGAUGGAGAUCAAAGUGGAGCCAGACAAUCACUGGAUCGAAGUAAACUUACACUGGACAAGGACCUGCUAGAGGUCCCAACACUUACACAAAGUGGCAAUCGAGGAGUGUCAUGUAGUGCUCCUGCAACUCCAGACUUGGAGACAGUCAAGAUCUCAGUUAGAGCCAGUGCCCCAGAUCUAAUGGCUAUGAAAAAGAAAAAGGCAGAUGGAUCUAGUAGGUCUUUAGAAAAUGGGGAAGGAUCUGUUACAGAAUCCACUGGAAGUUUAACAUAUAUGGCUGUUCCUCGAAUGAGUCGCAGAAGAAACCAAAAAUUCCACAGGCUAUUUCCAGACAUUCCACACAAUGAACAUGCUCUCAAUUAUUAUUCCUGUGCCCUUGUAUCAGACAUUCUUAUACCAGGGAGUCUUUAUGUGUCUGAAAAUUGGGUGUGCUUUCAUUCUAAACUCUUUGGACAGGAAAAACAGAUUAUUGUGUCAUUUUCCAAUGUCAGCCAGGUGACAAGAGAGAGAACAGCUUUUAUCAUUCCAAAUGCUAUAGGUAUCUCAACUGUCAAAGAAAAGCAUGUGUUCGGUUCACUGAUGUCAAGAGAUUCUACUUACAAGUUCCUGACUUAUCUGUGGAAAAACUGUAAGAACCAGCAAGAUCCAGCAGAAAUCAAUGAAACUGUGUUUGCAGAUGAGAGUUUUGAAAAUCCAGAAGAAGAAGAAAGUAGUCUUGACAUAACAGAGGAAUCAGAUUUUGAUCUCAAGACAUGUGAGCAAUGUGGUGUGUCAGAUUGUGGGCAUGUUAAACUUACAGAAACAAAUCAGUCCAAAACAAUUCAACCAGUCAAAGCAGAAACUGUGAUGGAAGCCAAAUCGUGUACAUACUUACGAAGUCCUUACAAAGCAUUAUAUAGUCUGUUCCAAAGCAUAUGGGCACUGCCAAGACUUCAUUUUGUUCUUGUUGUGUGUUCAUUAUUGGCGCUUUUCUUACUUGUAUCAGGUGCAGUUCUUACUUAUAAAAUAUUCCGUUUACAAGCAAAGAUAGAGGGCAGCAGGUACUUGUGGCACCAUCAACACAGUGACCGGGGCUCAAAAUACUUUCAAGAUGCCUACUACCUCCAGACAGAGUAUCAUGCUGCCACUGUAGACAAACUCCAUUCUGUUUUGCGUGCCAAUGUUAAACUUUUAGAUGAAAUGCAUUUAUCAUUAAAAAGUUUGCAAGACAGCAGUGGUCAAACUUGUAGAGAGAGAGUGAAAGCAGACAACCAGCAUGGCACAACGUGACCAUAACUUUAAAGACAGAAGCAAGAAAAUGUGAAAUAUAUAAAGACAUUGUUGUUUUGACUUUUGGUGCAAUGAAAAGUUAACAAUCAGUUACUAAACAGUACAAGUUGCAAGAUUUUGCAUAGAUAAAGACUGUGAUAAAAAAGAUAGACAUACAGACAGUUACAAGGAACAAAAAUCCAUUACAUUUUUUAAUAUAUAUGUUAUUUGCAUCUAUAUGAAGCAAUUGCAGAACAAUAAUGGUGGGGUUUAGCAAGUUGUGGAAGUAUUGGUACUUAAAGUGUAGACCAUGAAGAAAUCCCAGGAAGAUGUGGAAACAGCUGUCUGUUUUGAUAUGUCAGGGUUAACAGUAUAAAUUAUUAUAAGAAUUAUGUAAUUUAUGUAAAGAGUAUUACAUAUAUUAAUACAUAUAUGUUUUGUUUUUAUUUGCUCUCAGUUUAGUGUAUACCAUUAUAUCUAUUGAUGUAUACUUCAUCUAUUAACAUCAUCUUGGUUGUGAAUCCAUUUUUAGUUAUUUAAUUUGUGUAACUUACAGCUGAAAAAGUUUAUUUUAUUUUGAAUUUUUUCCACAGAAGGCAGUAGUGAACUUCAUAUUUUCAAAAUACCUUUAUCUAGCAUUGCAGUCCUAAGUUUUCAACGUAAAUUAUCAGACUGGUAUUGGUAAAAUGUGUUUAAAAACAAAGUGUAGUCUGUGAGAACAGUUUCAUUAGCUCUGUAUGUAUCAAUUCAAAU